ACACGUUUUUGUUCCUGGUUUGUACAGAAGUAGAAAAUGGAGGCAGCAACAGCGGCUUCUCCACUCAUAAAAGUUGUAGCUCUUUGUGGUUCUCUUCGUAAAGCUUCUUUCAACAGAGGCCUCCUGCGCGCUGCGACGGAGAUAAGCAGGCAGUCGAUCAACGGAUUGCAAAUAGAGCAGGUCGACAUUUCGGUGCUGCCGAUGAUCAACACGGAUCUCGAGGUCGAUGGUACCUUUCCCCCAGUAGUUGAAGCUUUUCGUCAAAAGAUUCUCGACGCUGAUUGCUACCUAUUCGCCUCCCCUGAGUACAACUACUCUGUUACUCCACCUCUUAAGAAUGCAAUUGAUUGGGCUUCCAGACCACCAAAUGUCUGGGCAGACAAAGCUGCUGCCAUUAUAAGUGCAGGAGGAAGCUUUGGUGGUGCUCUAGGACAACGUCAUCUCCGUCAAAUUGGAGUAUUUCUUGAUUUACAUUUCAUUAACCAGCCUGAGUUUUUUGUGAAAGCAUUUGAGCCUCCUGCAAAAUUUGAUGCGGAUGGCAAUCUGAUUGAUGAGGCUUCAACCAAGAGGUUGAAGGAAGUUCUACUAGCUUUGAAAGCCUUUACUUUGCGACUCAAAGGUAAGUGCUGAAACAAUCUGUGAGUGCUUCAGCUGCAAUUGAUAUCUGGUUAAUAAAUGUAAUUCUAUUCUUCUGUCGUGAAAUAUUUUGCAUGGUCUUGUGUCCAGUAUCUUGUGAGGUUUGUAUUGAUAUGUGCACUGAUUUGAGCAAAUACUCAGUUUGAUGUCCAAUUUGAAAUACUUUGCAUCAAUAAUAUUUGAUUGUUUAGUUUGGCUUUUCUAGCAAAAA
Molecule: messenger RNA, 847 nt
Organism: Carica papaya (papaya)
Lineage: Eukaryota; Viridiplantae; Streptophyta; Magnoliopsida; Brassicales; Caricaceae
Product: NADPH:quinone oxidoreductase
Cellular component (GO): cytosol
Molecular function (GO): oxidoreductase activity; FMN binding
Source: RefSeq, a predicted model, not a curated record